ACUGGAAUAUCGCCGUAGGAGAAGCGAAUUCCUUCGGCCUGGGUCUUUUACGUCAAAGAUGACUAUUGUGGUUGCAGCUGCGAUCUCAUGCCCUCCUAUUGACAUGCACAUAACUAGCUCAAUGCGAGUGCAGGUGAUCUUUGACACGUCGAAACAAUAUGUGGAAGGAGACUCUGCUCUCUCGUUAACACUAUUCCUGUGUUCGCGCUGCGGAGUUGGUGGUGAGUGCACUUGCGGGUGGCGAAAGCAGCAUGUUAUUUUACCAGAAAUGGAACGUCAGAGUGUGCUGCAGUUCAUCGCCUCCACUUUGCCUCGGAUUCCCGCCCAAGCUCUACCAUGUUAUCGUCUUCGCGUUGAUGAAGCUGGUAAAAGAAUAGCUACAACCUUCUGCGUUCAAGUCUACAAACACGAAGUACAGCGACUUAUCGUUGAAUAUCCAUACGCUGUAUUUAAGAUGAAGUUAUCGUUUGGAAACCUGAGAUGGAGAAUCGCUCGAAGGUUCAGCGAGUUUGUUGAGCUACACACUCGCUUAAAGAUAUUGGUAGAAGAAUCGAUGCUACCUCGACUUCCUCCUACAGCAUGGUUAUCCGCAACAGAGCCGAGCUUUCUUUUCCAGCGACGAUUAAUGCUCGAAAACUACCUCAAGGGAAUGUUUAUGGUUGGCGCAUUACAAGACUCGGUUCCUCUACUUGUGUGUUUCUAGGAGUACUGUCGACAACGUACUUCGAUCACGUGGCGUUGCGAAGCUAUAGAAGUCAAAUACUGCACCUUCAAGUACUAGAAUUCUACACUCGUCCAGGAGACUUGAUUCUUUUCAAUGGCAGAGCAAAAGUGAGCGUUCUUCAGCGAUCAAUCACGAGGUCUGAAUGGGAUCACGUCGCCAUUGUCGUUCCACCAAGUGAAGGGGAAUAUCUUCAGCUGCUAGAAGCAACAGGCGACGGUGUUACACUUACGCCCCUGACGGCCCGGUUGUUGGCAUAUUCAGCCUUCCACGUUCGGUACUUCGUGCUGCGCAAACUUCGAACACCUCUACUAUCCCGUGCUGUUGUAAACGAUUUACUCGAACGAUUUACUGCUGAGGUCGAAGGCCUCUGUUACGGUUUGAGCUUCCGCAAGAUUCUUUACACUGGACAAGUGGAACAACGAUCGCAAAACAGCACCUACUUCUGCUCCGAAUUGAUCGCAGAGGCAUAUAAAUCUCUCGGAAUCAUUUCAAGUUCCAGUGAGGCCAACAAUUUCUGGCCUGGAUCUUUUUCACCGGGAGACUUUGUCGAUACUGAACUCGCUCGUCACGGAGCUUCUCUAAGCCCCGAGAUCAUCAUCGACUGUAAACUCCUAGAAGUAGCCACUGCAACCAGGGAUUAAAUGAGUAACUCGGUUUUUCCACUACUGAUGGUAGUAAUAUCUCUUGAUAUCUGAAUUAUUAACGUAUAAUACCGAAUAGAACGCGGUAAAG
This is a messenger RNA of Phytophthora nicotianae INRA-310, 1456 nucleotides long. RefSeq lists its product as hypothetical. Bases 580 to 1365 code for a protein of 261 amino acids. NCBI's taxonomy places the organism in Eukaryota, Oomycota, Peronosporomycetes, Peronosporales, Peronosporaceae. The transcript has 9 exons. The record is from RefSeq and is a predicted model, not a curated record.